Molecule: messenger RNA, 1503 nt
Organism: Penicillium samsonianum
Lineage: Eukaryota; Fungi; Ascomycota; Eurotiomycetes; Eurotiales; Aspergillaceae
Product: catalase
Exons: 11
Coding region: 1-1503 (500 amino acids)
Biological process (GO): hydrogen peroxide catabolic process; response to hydrogen peroxide
Cellular component (GO): cytoplasm; mitochondrion; peroxisome
Molecular function (GO): catalase activity; heme binding
Source: RefSeq, a predicted model, not a curated record
AUGGAUGAAAACAAAUAUUACACUUUGGCCGAAGGCUGCCCUUUUGCAAGCAACAAAACGGCUGUUCUGAUGCGGGAUAGACAGGGCGGCGGGCUCGGAUUGCUUCAGGAUACUCAGCUCAUUGAGACCUUGGCUCAUUUCUCUCGCGAGAGAAUUCCGGAGCGAGUCGUUCAUGCCAAAGCUGUUGGGUCUUAUGGCGAGUUUGAAGCCACCCGCGAUUGUUCCGACUUUACCUGUGCCAGCUUUCUCAACAAGGUUGGAAAGAAAACAUCGGUGCUUCAGCGCGUGUCAACGGUUGGGGGCGAGGCAGGAUCUGCUGAUACCUCUCGCGAUGUGCACGGAUGGUCAAUGAAGCUCUACACAGACGAAGGAAACCUCGACUGGGUUUUCAACAACACGCCUGUCUUUUUCAUUCGCGAUCCGAUCAAGUUCCCGUCAAUGAACCGAUCCCACAAGCGGCACCCCCAAAGCCAUCUUCCUGACGCAACCAUGUUCUGGGAUUUCCACGUCGGCAACCCUGAAGGCAUACAUCAACUUAUGGUUCUAUUCAGCGACCGUGGCACUCCAAAAUCGCCUCGCUACAUGAAUUCGUACAGUGGACACACAUAUAAGUUCACCAAAGCGGAUGGCUCGUUCAAAUAUGCCAAAAUCCACGUCAAAACGCAGCAAGGAAUACAGAAUUUCACCAGCGAAGAAGCUACCAAGGUUGCCGGAGAGAACCCUGACUAUAUGAUCCAGGACAUGUUUGAGGCCAUCGAGAGAGGCGAUUAUCCUGUUUGGAAUGUCUACGUCCAGCUGAUGAGCCCCGAAGAGGCCGAGAGAUACGAAGUAAAUAUCUUCGAUAUGACCAAGGUCUGGUCGCAUAAGGAUUUCCCUCUGCAGCAGAUUGGUCGUUUGACUAUGAACCGCAACCCGCAAAACUAUUUCGCAGAUAUUGAGCAAGCUGCAUUUUCGCCAUCGACGAUGGUUCCGGGAUUCGCUGCGUCCGCUGAUCCAGUGCUGCAAGCACGACUCUUCGCAUACCCCGACGCGGCCCGUUACCGACUUGGUGUGAACUACCAGCAACUCCCAACCAACGCUGCUAAGGUCCAAGUCUACUGUCCUUUCCAGAGGGACGGAAAGAUGCGAUUUGACAACAACUAUGGCAGCGACCCUAGUUACGUUGGCUCCUCGAUCAAGCCCACUAAGUUCUACCAAGACGUGAAAGGAUCAAACCCUGGAGCGUUGUACCUACACACCGAUCAUGAAAAGUGGGCGGGAGAGGUUUCGGCCUAUUCCAGCGAGAUCACUGACGCAGACUUUGUCCAGCCCGCAGCAUUGUGGGAGGUUAUUGGCCGGGAGCCUGGUCACCAAGAUAGGCUUAUUGACAAUCUCUGCUCCAACGUCAAGGGUGUUAAGUACCCCGAAUUGCGCAAAGCUGUCUAUAGCCUUUUUAGUCGUGUCAACAAGGAGCUCGGGUUAAAGUUGCAAGAGCGUACCGAAACCGCAAUCAAGGCCGCAUGA